AUGCUCUCCAAGGCUCACUUGACCUAUGAGAUGGCGGAGUCAGAUCGGUCUCUCUACGUUAUCAAACGAGGUAAGUCUUUAUUUUCUUAUAAUCUUUUAGACGCAAGACGUGAGUCAGUUCAGUGCCACAAAAUAACCAAACGCAUACUUAAUCUGUGCGAUGGCCUUGACAGGCAAUUUAUUGACCCGGAGUCAAUCACCGCCAGAGUUGUUACUGGCCUCUACGCUGGGGUUACAACUGUCGAGUUGGAUAAUCUAGCGGCCGAAGUAUGCGCCAGCAUGACAACCCGCCAUCAUGACUACGCUACACUCGCUGCACGUUUAGCCAUCUCCAAUUUACAUAAAGAGACUAAGUCUUCUUUUUCACAGGUUGUGCAAGAUCUAUAUGAUUAUGUAAACCCUAAAACG
Messenger RNA from Protopolystoma xenopodis, 408 nucleotides. NCBI's taxonomy places the organism in Eukaryota, Metazoa, Platyhelminthes, Monogenea, Polystomatidea, Polystomatidae. The record is from the annotation of a GenBank genome assembly.